Hydractinia symbiolongicarpus is the source of this 1290-nucleotide messenger RNA. RefSeq lists its product as uncharacterized. The transcript has 2 exons. Lineage: Eukaryota; Metazoa; Cnidaria; Hydrozoa; Anthoathecata; Hydractiniidae. The coding region runs from base 273 to 830 and encodes 185 amino acids. The record is from RefSeq and is a predicted model, not a curated record.
CCUAAUCAAGGGCGAUAUCUCGAGGGACUCAAGGGCUCAGACCUUACCCAGCAGGACAUCGUAAUAGACGCGAAAGGCUCGUUGAUUGCGAUCCUUCGGUCUUCUUGGACGAAGAGCAAACAUUGGAAGCAUCUAGCAGUGGUCUAAGCACACGAGUUCAGAUUGAGAAUGCAGUUCCGCAAGAGGCUAUCGACUAUGCCAUUAUUGCGGCCGACGAUAGGGAUGGCAUUUUGUACCAUAACAUAGAAAACAAGUUAGACAGUGCUGAACAUAUGCGCAAAAUGUACGAGAUAGCCGCUGGGGUAUGGGAGAAAAUCUGCCCAUUAAUUAAUAACGAUGAGACCUUGGUAGCAUUCAAAAGUAAAAGGAUCAACUGGCAGGGUAAUGACAUGUUCUACGAUACGUGGUUGCUUGCUACAAACUCCUGCGGCGAUUGCUUCCCGACGAAAGAAAUGAAGGAGCUCUACCCUGAUUGGGCACAACUAAUUGAGCAAGACGAACACGAAGGAGAAGGUAGUAGCCACGACCGCGAAGAGAACGAGGAAGAAGAAGAGGAAACAAACGAAGAGGAGGAAGGUCAUAGGGAAGAAGAAGAAACAGAAGAACAUGAAAUCAAUGCCCAGUCGGCAAAACUUGUUUCCACUGUUAAGCAGGAAUAUAUGCCGUUUUGUCCAGAAAAUAACAGUACUGCUUUUAUCGACCUCGUGUCAGAUGAUGAAUGUGUUCCUGAAAUUUCUUCAGUAAAAUUAGAGCUAUUUUCCGCAGAUAAUUCAACGACUUCGCUCGAUUGUGAUGUUAUCUGCAUUAGUUCGGACGAAGAAGACAAUUAAAAAUAAACUUUUUUUGCCUUUUCCUUUCCUCAUAUCCCACCACAUGCUCCUUUUCUAAAGUGACAUGCGAAAAGCGGUUUUCUCUACAGAAAUAGGUUACAAAGCGUCACAACGUGUUGCAAGGCGUUACAAUCAGCAUGGCCAUGCGUUACAAGGCGUUACAAGAAUCACUCUAGCCAUUUUAAGUAGGAAUGGGGACGAGUGUGCGUUUAAUGAAUGUCACAUUUGCGCCAUUAUUUGCAUACUUGAAGGCUUACAGCGUGUAGGUUUCACUUAAAUUGUGUGGACGCAUAUGUGUACGGUAAAAUGGUGAAUGAAGAGGCAGUUGUGGUAAACGUUUCGGAUAACGAAUGCUCAGAAUCUAAGGAGGUUUUGCCGUUCUUACAUUCCUGUUUAACGCUGGCAAUUUCCGUGGAAAAAAAUAUUGUUUGCCUAUCAGAUGAUGAAGUUUUCCUAACUA